AUGGUACUCUCCUGGAUCUUAAACGUUCUCUCCAAACCAUUGGCUGACAGUGUUAUCUAUGUCGAGACUGCUUCUUCUGUCUGGAAAGAUCUCGAGGAACAUUUUUCUCGCACCAAUGCUCCUCGGGUUUUCCACCUUAAACGUUCCAUCGCCACGAUCCAGCACGGCAUGGACUCUCUGGUUGAUUAUUUUACUCGGCUGAAAGUCUUGUGGGAUGAGUUAGCCUCUCAUGCCCCCACCGUCACUUGCAUAUGUGGGGCUCCUAUUGCUCCUCAAUCGACUGCUCAGGAGGAGCGUGUUUAUCAGUUUCUCAUGGGUCUGUCUCUCUGA
This is a messenger RNA of Telopea speciosissima, 330 nucleotides long. RefSeq lists its product as uncharacterized. The record is from RefSeq and is a predicted model, not a curated record. Lineage: Eukaryota; Viridiplantae; Streptophyta; Magnoliopsida; Proteales; Proteaceae. The coding region runs from base 1 to 330 and encodes 109 amino acids. The transcript has a single exon.